Molecule: messenger RNA, 2490 nt
Organism: Erythranthe guttata (spotted monkey flower)
Lineage: Eukaryota; Viridiplantae; Streptophyta; Magnoliopsida; Lamiales; Phrymaceae
Product: GATA transcription factor 26
Biological process (GO): regulation of DNA-templated transcription
Molecular function (GO): zinc ion binding; sequence-specific DNA binding
Source: RefSeq, a predicted model, not a curated record
AACCCAAAAACAAUAAGAAAGAAGAAACAAGUCUUGUAGAGAGAAACAGCCUCCUCUCUCUCUCUCUCUCUCUCUCUCUCUCCUUUUCCCAUUUUCACCUUUCCUUUCUUCAACCAUUAUUUUAGAUUCCUUCAAUGGUUUUUUCACUUGUCUCUAUUUGAUUAUAUAUUCUAUAUAUUUUAUAUAUAUACAUAUACAUAUAUAGAUACAACCCAUCUGGUUUUGACCUUCCUUCAUUUGGGUGUGGAGAGUAUGCUGUUUUAGUGGGCUUCUUUUUCUUUUCUUUUUUUUUUUAAUUUUGUUUUGAUUUCUUCUUGUUUACAAAUUCUUUUUUCUGGGUUUAAUUGCUGUGAAAAAAAGCUUUGAUACCCAGAAGCAUAUGCUUUACACAAGUCCAAUAAAUAAAAAAACAAUAAAGUCUGUAUCUAUUUUCCAAUUUGUUUUUUGAGGAGGAAACUGUUUUUUGUUCAUCUUUAAUAAAAAAAAAAGAAAAAAAAAAAAGAAAAAGUGGUGAAUUUUGAUUGAAAGGCUGUAUUUGAUAUUAUUAAGGGAAGAAAAAAAGAAAUAGAAGGACAUGGGAAAGCAUGGACCUUGCUAUCACUGUGGUGUGACAAGUACCCCACUUUGGCGUAACGGGCCGCCUGAGAAGCCAGUACUGUGCAAUGCAUGUGGAUCACGUUGGAGGACAAAGGGUACUCUGGUAAAUUACACUCCUCUACAUGCUCGUGCCGAACCCGAAGACUUGGAUGAUUACAGGGUGAAAUCAUUUUCUGUCAAGAAUAAGGAAGAAAAGUUUCUCAAGCGCAAGUACAACAAUAACAACAACAAUAAUAAUAAUAAUAACAUUAGUAUUACCGAAUAUCCAGCGGAAUAUAACCAGAACCAGAACCACCACGGAUUCCGUAAAGUGUUUGACGAAGACACAAGCAACAGGUCGAGUUCCGGCUCUGCUAUUUCCAUUUCCAACUCGGAACAAUAUGGCAAUGCUGAUGCAAGUGAAUUGACAGGACCGUCACAACAAGGGGUAGUAUGGGAAAGAAUGGUGCCGUCGAGGAAGAGGACGUGUGUGAGCCGCUCGAAGCCGUCGUCAGUUGAGAAGCUGACGAGAGAUCUUUUUACAAUAUUGCACGAGCAACAGUCGUCGUGCCUUUCUGGUUGUUCAGAAGAGGAACAACUUCUACUUCUUGAGAGUGACAAACCAAUGGAAUCUGUUGAGUUUGGUCAUGGAAGUGUACUCAUUAGGCAUCCGAGCUCGAUUUUAUUAGCUAACGGAGAAGAAGAAUCGGAAGCUAGCUCCCUUUCAUUUGAUAACAAUAAGCAACAUACUAUGAAUUCUAAGGUGACGGUUUUUCCUGCUCUUAUCGACAAAAUUAAGAAGCCUCCUAAUCCGGUAACCGAACAAGAACGAAUCAGAAGAGGGAAGGAUCAAGUUGAAAAUUUACAGAUUAUGUCUCAUCGUAAUUCACCACUAUGUUGCGUGGACUUGCAAGAAAUUGUUAAUUUCGACAAGUUUGCAAAUCAUUUGACGAAAGACGAGCAGCAGCAGUUGCUCAAGUAUUUACCUCCUCUCGACACUUUGGAAUCUUCGGACAGCAGGAAUUUACUUCCGAUAUCCCAAAUUAGAAGCAUUUUGGAGAGCCCUGAGUUCAAGGAGAAUUUGUUGUCCUUCCAGAAACUUCUGUCAGAUGGUCUUUUCGAUAACUCGUUUUCCAGCCUCAACACAGAACAAGAUUGUAAACUUCUCAAGAAACUCGUCUUAUCCAAUUUCACCAAGUCUAAAUGGAUUGAGCAAUAUCAAAUCUUUAAGGAUUCCAAAGGUAAAAACAUCAACGAACCGAAUGCACUUGCUACUGCUUCUUCGCUUAGUUUGAAAAGACCAAGAGGAGAAGGACUGCAGCAGCAUCACAAAUUCUUAGGAUCAAAGGCAAUAAUGAGGAGGAGCUACGACGAGGAGGAGGAGGAACUAGUAGCAGAUAAGAGUUCCUCUUUCUUUACAUCAUCUCGUAUCAUUAAUAAUAAUGAUGAUGAUUACGAGUCUUGCCAUUUUGGUUACGAAGAAGACGAUAUGCUUUUGGAUAUUCCAUCCAACGGUUCAUUCCCACAAGCUGAAGCAGAACUACUAAUCAUGCCAUCUUCGAGUUUCGAUGGUCAAGCUAGCACUAGCACUACUUCAACAUAUUUCCUUAAUCGUCCCUAAUCCCCGUCGUAUCUCAAUCCCCUUUUCUCAAGGUGAUUGAUUGAUUGGCUUCUUCAUUUUUAUUUUUAUUUUUAUUUUUAUAUUACCAUUUUGCUAGAAAUAGCACACUGGAAAUGAGUUUUGAAUCUUCUUUAAUUCUCUCUCUAUAUGCUUUGAGGAUGUACAUUAUUUAAAAAAAUGGGAUUAUUUUAUUUCCCUUUCCUUGUAUUUAUUAUAGAUUGACUAAAAUGACUGUUAUAUAUAUGAUAUACAAUCUUCAUUACCGUUUCAAUUCGAAGUAUUUUCAUCUCUGU